UCGAAACGAUGGACAGCUGUAAAAAAUCUCACUGCAGCUAAAAUAUCUGAUAGACUCUUCCUCUUCGAAACUUCUGCCUACCGUUGAAGAAACAGAACAUGAACAGUAGCAGACCUCCUACACCGCCUCUCUUUCAAGAUUUUUAUCAAACACCUUGUCUGCAUAUAUACAUGUUACUUAUAUAUACAUGCACAAUUCCUCCAUAACUUCACACUGCCCAUUUUCACUAUCUGUAUCUUCAUCUGAAGCCAUGGAUCCUCUCUAUAAACCCUCACUUUCAUCUUCUUCAUAUCGCCCACUUAAAUCUCGUCCAUUACAAUCGGUUUCUUCUUCGUUGCCCAAUUCGUGUCAGCAGCCACUUCCCCUAUCGAUGGCUUUUGAUGACCAUCUGGAGAUUGGAACUGGUGAUGGGGGUAUUCCUCAACCGCUUGAUUGCUUAAAUGGGACACCAAUCCCGCCAUUUUUGUCCAAGACUUUUGAUUUGGUGGAUGACCCUGUACUAGACCAGAUUAUCUCAUGGGGUGAUACUGGUGCAAGCUUUGUUGUGUGGGAUCCACUGGAGUUCGCCAGGAUAAUCUUGCCAAGAAAUUUCAAGCACAACAAUUUUUCCAGCUUUGUUCGACAACUAAACACAUAUGUGGGUAUAUAUUUGCUUUAACACUAGACCCCUAAUCAUGGGGGUCGCUAUGUUAGUCUCAUAGUCUGUAUGUACACUCUUUAACUUUUGCUAUUUCCAAUAUUUCUCUCUUCUCUUUCUUUGUUUCCUUCAAAUUUCAUGUUUGUCUUUCGUUUUACACAUCUGUAGCUUAGCCUUUUCUGUAUAUUUUCUUUGUUGGUUUGCCUCUAGUAUAUAUUUCAAUGUAACUUUACACAUAGAUAAUGGAGGGGGUUUGUUUUCUAAUUCUGAUCAUCAUUUGGUCUUACUGGUUUUUGAGUUGGGUAUCUGGAUACUGCGCGACUCGGUCUGCAAAUCAGUUUGUUAUUGGCAACAAGAUUGUUAUCGGAUAUGUUUUUUUGUUAUUCCUCUAGUUUUCAUUGGUUUGGAACUGCGCAUAUCAAGAAUUCAACUGACCUUCAUUGUAUUGUAUUAAUGAGAGGUACUAAUUGUCUUCUGAACAUACUUCUCUUUCCAAUAUCUACUGGAGAUAGAAGAUUUAUGAUGCGCCAGGGAUUUCGCAAGGUUGACACAGACAGGUGGGAAUUCGCUUGUGAAGGCUUUUUGCGAGGGAAAAAGCAUUUCCUGAAAAGAAUUCGGAGGCGUAAGUCACAGCAGUCUCAACAGGUUAAAGAAGAAGGGAGCACCGUUUCGGUUGAAGCUGAGUUAGAAAGAUUACAGAAGGAGAAGAUGGAGAUGAUGGAAGAGGUUUCCAAGCUACAACAGCAGCAACAUGGGACACAUCAAUAUAUGGAAUCAGUGAACAAAAAGCUCCAAGCAGCAGAAGAUAUGCAGAAACAGAUAGUCUCAUCCUUGGCUAAAGCUAUUGAGAUCCCAAAAUUCAUAUCUUGUGUCAGGAAAAGGAAAGAUCAGGGUCGUAUUUCUUCUCCAAGAACAGUUCGGAAGUUUGUUAAGCAUCAUCCUGGUAAUCAAGAUUGUGGAUUAGAUCCGAUUCUAGUUGAUGAUACGGUAAGGAAUCUUGAUUUUGGCACAGAAAUUGUACCAUUGCAACUACAUAAUAUUGAUUCGCAGGAACCGAAUCAAGUUGAAGAUCCCCUUCCGGAAGAAGAAAGUGUGUUCAACUUAGAUUUUGAAGCCAAAAAAGAGCACUAUAUAUCAUCUCCAGUGAAUAUGGCUAAAGAGAACACCAUGUUAGAACUCUUUUCUCCUGGGAGUGAUGACUGCAUGGUUAAACAGGAAGAAUUUUGGAGCUCGGAUUUGGCGGUUGCUGCAAUGCCUAUUUCCAGUAAUGAAAUGUGGAAUGAUAUUGGAAACUAUGAAUUACCAGAAUUUGGUGCCGCUGGUGGUCACUCCUGAGGAUGAUAUCUAGGAUCCAAUCCAAUCCAAUCAGACAAGAAAAAGACUUGGGGCCUGUUUACUUGAGGCUUAAUGAGCUUAGUGGAUAAACCGGCUUAUUCACACAGACAAGCAAGGCUGUUUACCUUGGGCUUAUUCGCUCAAAAAUAGGCUUAUUCGCCCAGAUGAAAAACCUGUGUUGUCCAGGUUAAGCCAAGGUAAAAGACUUGCCCUACCCUUACACAAUAGUCGCGCCUCUCUCAACUCACGUCUCUUCUCCAUCGAUCCAACACCCUAUUGUCGCGCCUCUCUCAACGCAAGACCUUCGAUCUCUUCUCCAUCGAUCGACUGUUGCUCUCUUCUCCAUCGGUUGUUGGUCUCUUCUCCAUCGAUCGACGGCUGUUGGUCUCUUCUCCAUCGAUCGACAGCUGUUGCUCUCUUCUCCAUCGAUCGAUGGCUGUUGCUCUCUUCUCCAUCGGUUGUUGCUUUCUUCUCCAAAAUCGAUCGAUUAAGGUAUUUGCUGCUGUUAAUUUUUGUUGUUUGCUUAAGGUUUGCUUACCUGUUAAUAUUUGCUGUUUUUAUUACAUUUGUUUACCUGUUAAUGUUUCAAAAAUCACACAGUCGUAUAUGGCAUUUGGUGAUUAUGGGUUUUGGUUAUGUUCUUUGUCCUACUUAGGUUUUAGGUUACAAUGACUGUGAAACAUUUGGAAAUUAGAAAUUGGGUACAAGAAAUUUCCAAUUUCAAGUUGUUGUUUGCACCUUUAGUUGAUUAGUAAAUAGAGAUUAUGGUAUAUAUCAUGGAAACAAGAAAUUUCAAACUGUUGUUUGCCUUUUUGGGGUAUUUGCUGUU
Molecule: messenger RNA, 2801 nt
Organism: Cynara cardunculus var. scolymus (artichoke)
Lineage: Eukaryota; Viridiplantae; Streptophyta; Magnoliopsida; Asterales; Asteraceae
Product: heat stress transcription factor A-3-like
Exons: 4
Coding region: 1007-1972 (321 amino acids)
Biological process (GO): regulation of transcription by RNA polymerase II
Cellular component (GO): nucleus
Molecular function (GO): DNA-binding transcription factor activity; RNA polymerase II cis-regulatory region sequence-specific DNA binding
Source: RefSeq, a predicted model, not a curated record